Molecule: messenger RNA, 1059 nt
Organism: Lathyrus oleraceus (garden pea)
Lineage: Eukaryota; Viridiplantae; Streptophyta; Magnoliopsida; Fabales; Fabaceae
Exons: 2
Coding region: 40-1059 (339 amino acids)
Biological process (GO): exocytosis; Golgi to plasma membrane transport
Cellular component (GO): plasma membrane; cytoplasm
Molecular function (GO): myosin II binding; syntaxin binding; GTPase activator activity
Source: RefSeq, a predicted model, not a curated record
CUAUUUCUUCUGGGAACAGAUUGUUGGUUACAUUUCAAGAUGGAUGUUUCCGAAGCUAAAAUUGUGUUCCUUGGUGGCGGAAAGGAUCUAGAAUUGAAAGAUGACGGCGGUAACACUUCUGAAAUGGACACCAAUCUUCCAGCCGAUAUUUUAGAGCAAAAUCUCAGAGACAAAGAGAUAAGUGCUCUUUGCUGGGCAUCUUCUGAUGACUCCAUUCUCGCUGUUGGAUACUUAGACGGAGAUAUCCUGUUCUGGAACUUGUCAUCUGCAGCACCUUCAAAAGGUCAACAAACCACUUCCUCUAAAAACGUUGUUAGGCUACAAUUUUCAAACGCAGAAAGAAGAAUCCCAGUCAUUGUCUUACAAUGGUCCAAUAAUCGCAAAUCUCACAACGAUUGUAUUGGUCAGUUGUUUGUCUAUGGCGGUGAUGAAAUUGGUUUGAAAGAAGUUUUGACUGUUUUAACUCUCGAAUGGUCAUCUGGGAUGGAGUCAUUAAGAUGCACCGGUCGUGCAGACCUUACACUUAACGGCACUUUCGAAGACUUGAUUUUACUGCCAAGUCUAGGAGAAAGGGAUUUGAAUAGCAAAGAUGAUCUUUUUGUGCUAACAAACCCUGGACAGAUACACUAUUACGAUAAUGAUAGCUUGUCUACAUUAUUGUCUCAGCAGAGUAGGACAUCAUCUGUAUCUGCACAGGAGUUUCCGGUGCUAAUACCUAUGGCCGAUCCAUCUUUGACCGUUGCAAAACUCAUCAAGUUGCCGAGUCAGUUAAACUCAUCAAAAACUCUAGCUGAGGUAGCCUCAAUUCUGAAAACUAGCACAAAACCUGGCUCAUCUAGCUUUGCAAAUUGGCCCUUAACCGGGGGUGUUCCUAGCCACUUGUCCACUGUUAAAGGUGCCGGAGUUGACAGAGUUUACUUCGUGGGAUAUUCUAAUGGAUCUGUCCUUCUGUGUGAUGCCACACAUCCAAUCUUGUCUUAUAUUUGCUACAUAGAAGGAGAGGCUAAUGGUGUGUGGAAAUUUGGUGGAACUAUCAAACCUGCAACACAGCAACAAUAG